This is a messenger RNA of Copidosoma floridanum, 790 nucleotides long. RefSeq lists its product as uncharacterized. Lineage: Eukaryota; Metazoa; Arthropoda; Insecta; Hymenoptera; Encyrtidae. The record is from RefSeq and is a predicted model, not a curated record. Gene Ontology annotation, molecular function: histone deacetylase binding. Gene Ontology annotation, cellular component: cytoplasm; nucleus.
AGAUUUUCUAAGAAAAACUAUCACAACCUUUGGAAAAAAAAGUGCAACUUAUUCAAACCAAAAACGUAAGCAAUUGCUAGUUUGUGAAGAUAAACAAACGUUUAAGAAAAUACUGCACUAUUUAAACAAGGCUGUACUUUUAGCUCCAGAAAUAUACAAAAACGAGCUCAUUGCUAGAAAGAACUCUUUACCGUUUGCUUUAAUUACAAGAGCUCAUUUUCUUUUAAAAAACAAAGAAUAUUUGUUGGCUUUUGAAGAUUUCAAAUAUGUUUAUGAGAUUGAGAUGCCUAUCUUCAAAUCACAUCGCAUUUUUCAAACAGCUUUAUUUUGUUAUGAAAUGAGAUCCCGAGUUCCCUUCAACAUUUAUAAAGUUAAAACUUGUAGAAACGUUACAGGACAUAAACAAGAAACUGUUACAUAUGAAUCACGGAUCUCUAGCUUAGUAGAAAUAAGAGAUACGGAUCUAUCAGGAAAAGAAGCUGUUGCUAGUAGAGUUAUCAAUCCAGGAGAUGUCUUACUAGCUGAUUACCCGAUCGCAUCAUUCCUCAUACCACAGUUUUUUGAAUCUCAUUGUCAGUACUGUCUUAAAAGAUUUCAAAUUGGCUACAGCUGUCCAAAAUGCAGUAUCGUUAGUUUUUGUAGUUAUAGCUGCAGAAUAAGAGGAAUUAAAAGUUUUCAUAAUUAUGAAUGUAAAAUACUUCCAGCUCUGAUUGUUAUUAGUCACACUAUCCACCUAACAUUUCUCUUAACUUUUAACAGCGUAGAAGUCAGUGCUUCAACCAAGGCAUGA